Pseudogymnoascus destructans is the source of this 435-nucleotide messenger RNA. RefSeq lists its product as uncharacterized. The transcript has 3 exons. Gene Ontology annotation, cellular component: mitochondrial intermembrane space. The coding region runs from base 1 to 315 and encodes 104 amino acids. Lineage: Eukaryota; Fungi; Ascomycota; Leotiomycetes; Thelebolales; Thelebolaceae. Gene Ontology annotation, biological process: mitochondrial respiratory chain complex IV assembly. The record is from RefSeq and is a predicted model, not a curated record.
AUGUCUAACUUGGGGGAUAAAAACAAAGUAAUCAAUGCGGCAGUUGAUGAUGAUGAGCCGGAUGAGUGGGACAAGAGAAUCUUCAGCACAGGCUGCGCCACUGAGAAUACCAAGAUGAAUGAUUGCUUUUAUGAAAAGAAAGACUGGCGACAGUGUAAAGAGGAGGUAUGUAAACCGCAAAUCCUUCCCUUUCAGAUAUCUAAGCGGUUCCGCACCCGAGUAACCGGGACUCUACAAUUGUCAAGUGCGUGGCUAAUUGAUACCCUCUUUAAAGCUCGACAACUUCAAGCUCUGUUGGAAGAAACAGAGCAAUGACAAGAGGACAAGUAUGAAGGAUGCGUAGGGAAGUGCAUAUUGAGCUCGACAAAAAGGCGGCUGUACAUCAGUAAAUGUAUAUAUUAUUAUUGUAUUAUUAAAUAGACAAACUCCAAUCUA